AUGGAGUGUCAGACAAAAGUGUAUUACAUUGUUGCUGUAGUGGUCUUACAUCAACUCAGAGACCAUCGAGUGAUAGACCUGCACCUGAAGGACCACCUGCUGGAGUUCAAGCUCUGGCCAGCAAAUGCAACACUCCUGGUGGGCAUGGACAGAGAGUUCAUACAGGCCCAUGAAGAGGGAGAGAUGAAAGACAAGCAGGGAGAGUUUUCUACAGGGAUGCCAGAACAGGAGAAAGGAGGAGGUACCUGA
Molecule: messenger RNA, 249 nt
Organism: Xyrichtys novacula (pearly razorfish)
Lineage: Eukaryota; Metazoa; Chordata; Actinopteri; Labriformes; Labridae
Source: the annotation of a GenBank genome assembly